This is a messenger RNA of Eruca vesicaria subsp. sativa (arugula), 186 nucleotides long. NCBI's taxonomy places the organism in Eukaryota, Viridiplantae, Streptophyta, Magnoliopsida, Brassicales, Brassicaceae. The record is from the annotation of a GenBank genome assembly.
AUGGCAACAUCAACAGGAGGCAAAGCCAAGUACAUAGUCGGGAGUACUCCAGGAACCGUCGCUAACAAGGAAUGGUGGAAGGCCACAGAUGAGAAGUUCCAGGCGUGGCCAAGAACCGCUGGACCUCCCGUCGUCAUGAAUCCUAUUAGCCGUCAGAAUUUCAUCGUCAAGUCUCGUCCAGAAUAA